This is a messenger RNA of Symbiodinium natans, 729 nucleotides long. The record is from the annotation of a GenBank genome assembly. Lineage: Eukaryota; Dinophyceae; Suessiales; Symbiodiniaceae.
AUGACCAUAGCAGCCGCGAAAGAGAGGAGUUGCGAAGAGACUGCCCUAAGUGCCGCCAUGUCCGCAAGUGGCCCGGAGUUCAACCUUCCACAUGAAUUACCAGAGGUCGCUCUAGAGCCUCUUGAUCUCUCCAAAAACCACCACGUGGUCUCCGAAACGUCUUCGGAGGCCACAGCAGAGGCGGACUUCGAAUUCUUGAAUCUCAUAGAGAGUUGUGUGGCGCUGAUGUCUCGGAUGCAACCUGCGCACCCAGAAAUUCUCCGCGGGAUCAGAUCAUCGCACGUGUUGCACAGAGCGCGCGGUGCGUGGAUGCGUGGAGAGCUGGAGCCGCUCCAAGAGUUCAGCGAGAAGACGACCCAGCUUGACGAGUUUUGGUCACACAGCUGGCAAACGAGUCUUUGGUUAAAGUAUGUCAGCAUCCUCUAUCGUAGCAAUGGCUUGCCAGCAUUUAUACUGGGCACGCUCAGUGCUCUGCUGGCCUUUUCCUUGCAGGUAGCUGGCGUUAUUUCGUGGCGGGGUGCGUGCACGCUGGCUGGGACUGUGGCCUAUUACUUGACUCUUCUAUUCUGGAAGCCCCAAAAGCAAGUGUUCCUGGACGUUGCAUGCGUGGACCAGGUUGACGUGGCGAAGGCCAAUCUGAUACACUCACUGAGGCCCGCGACGUACAUCUCCUGGAGCUUUCAGCUGUUUAGAGCCGGCAUUUUGCUGGCCGCCCGUGAGGCGUCUUAA